This is a messenger RNA of Babjeviella inositovora NRRL Y-12698, 1443 nucleotides long. RefSeq lists its product as uncharacterized. The coding region runs from base 1 to 1443 and encodes 480 amino acids. Gene Ontology annotation, molecular function: FMN binding; phosphopantothenoylcysteine decarboxylase activity. The record is from RefSeq and is a predicted model, not a curated record. Gene Ontology annotation, cellular component: phosphopantothenoylcysteine decarboxylase complex. NCBI's taxonomy places the organism in Eukaryota, Fungi, Ascomycota, Pichiomycetes, Serinales. The transcript has a single exon. Gene Ontology annotation, biological process: coenzyme A biosynthetic process.
AUGCUGAUUCUCUCAUCAGACAUUCCAGAAACGUUGGAGCCCGAAUCUCUGCGCAAAGCAUCCGUCACCUUCAAUGACUGCGGCACUACCACUGCUUCGUCCCAGACGGUGCCGGUGGAUACCUCGCCGCGCGCCAUGGCGUUGUCCUCGCUCAGGUGCCCGUCGCCGCCGCCAAUUCUUGCACAGACGUCCAUUGCCAAGGUAAUGACCGACGAUGACGAGCGGAUGAAAUUCGAGCAAGUGUUGGAUGAGACUUUGCCACUGGCCAGCACGGCCAGCCUCCGAGAAACGGUUCCAGCCGGCGGUGCGCUCCUCAACCGAGUACAAUCGGUUUCGCCGCGGCCUGAGAGCAACUCCAUCCUGUCCGAGCCCGUAUCGGAAGUUUUGUCUGACAAGCUGCUGCCUAACAAGCUCCUGCCUGAUCUUAAGCCUAUCCUAUCAGAGGCUAUGGUCAUUGAGAAGUCCAUCGACCGGAUUUUGAUACCGGAACAGACACCGCACCACCAAAAGGCGCCAUCUGUACACGCCCACUUCUACGUCGAAGACACGCUCAGACAUGGUGGUGGAACCCGCUCUCGAUCAGGCUCAGCGACGAUCCACGAAGGCUCAGAAACCCCUGCUGCGCGCUCCACCACGAGCCUCGAGGACAAAAGCCCCCGCACGCGACAGCCAAUAUCGGUGGAGUCGCGGCUCAACAUGGAGGACGGUAAAUUCCACGUACUUCUUGGGGUAUGCGGCGCCACAUCCACCAACAAAAUCAAGAACAUUAUUAGCAAGCUCGAGGAAAUCUACACGCGCGACAAGAUCUGCAUCCAGCUCGUGUUGACAGAGGCGUCCGAGCACUUCUUCACACACAAGCAGCACGAGCUACCAGCGCAUGUAACGAUGUGGCGCGACCGUGAUGAGUGGGUCUGGACGAACCGCCUGGACCCGGUGGUGCAUAUCGAGCUUCGCCGCUGGGCGGACAUCUUAAUCGUCGCGCCGUUGACGGCCAACACGUUGUCCAAGAUCGCGUUGGGCCUCUGCGACAACUUGUUGACGAAUGUAAUCCGCGCGUGGAACACGCAGUACCCGAUCUUGCUCGCGCCCGCGAUGGUCAGCCACGCAUACAACUCGGCCAUCACGAAGCGCCAGUUGAAGCUCAUCAAGGAGGAGAUGUCCUGGAUCGAGGUCUUGAAACCGGUGGAGAAGGUGGUUGGUUCAUUUGGAGAUAUCGGUAUGGGUGGUAUGAUGGACUGGAACGAGAUCGUUGACAAGAUCGUCAUGAAGUUGGGAGGGUAUCCCGAGGAGGAGGAUGAAGACGAGGAUCAAAUGGAAGGCGGUGACGAUGACGACGAUGAUGAUGACGAUGAUGAUGAUGACGAACCAGAGCUUUCGGAUAUCUACGAGCACGCGAUAGAUGAUGAGGAGGAGCCUCUGGUGGAAACAUUGAGUCUUAAGUAG